AGCUGCGGCGCCAGGGAAGGGUAUAUAAAGGCAGGAGCCGCGCAGCCCUUCCUCAGAGUGCAACAGGGAUCCCCAGAAACAGGAGGAGCAAGAAGGAGGAAGGAAGGAAGAGAGCAGCAGCACUACUACUACUACUGCUAAAGCCCUGGGCGCCUCUUUGCUUUUCCAAGAGAGCAAAGGAGCCAGGCUUCUCUGGAGCAGAGUCACUCUUCUCUCCCUCUCUCUCUCUAAGACUCCAGCCCUCUUUGGAGCUGAAGGGGGAAAAGGCAAGGCAAGGCAACACUAUCUCCAGCAGCACUCCUUGCAAGAUGAAUAACUCUCAGAGCAGGGGCUGUUGGGUCUUGGCUCUCGCCCUCCUUCAACUGGUCAACUGGGUUGUUUCUGCUUGCCCAGCAGCUUGCCAGUGCCCUCUGGAAGUGCCCAGAUGUGCCCCAGGAGUCGGGCUGGUCCUGGACGGUUGUGGAUGCUGCAAAGUUUGCGCGAAACAGCUCAACGAGGACUGCAGCAAGACGCAGCCGUGCGAUCACACCAAGGGGCUGGAGUGCAAUUUCGGCGCCAGUUCCACGGCUCCAAAGGGGAUCUGCCGAGCACAGUCAGAAGGGAGACCCUGUGAAUACAACUCCAAAAUCUACCAGAACGGGGAAAGCUUUCAGCCUAACUGCAAGCACCAGUGUACGUGCAUCGAUGGGGCCGUCGGCUGCAUCCCGCUCUGCCCGCAAGAGCUCUCCCUUCCUAACUUGGGCUGCCCUAACCCAAGGCUUGUGAAAAUCCCUGGACAGUGCUGCGAGGAAUGGGUCUGCGACGAUUCCAAAGACACUUUGGAAGAGUUGGAAGGCUUCUUCGGAAAAGAGUUUGGCAUAGACGCUUCGGAAGGGGAAUUAACCAGAAAGAACGAGCUGAUAGCCAUUGUGAAAGGAGGACUGAAAAUGUUGCCUGUCUUUGAAACUGAACCUCGCAGCCAUUCAUUUGAGAAUCCAAAGUGCAUUGUGCAAACCACCUCAUGGUCCCAGUGUUCAAAAACUUGUGGAACUGGCGUCUCUACCCGAGUCACCAAUGACAACCCAGGCUGCAGGCUAGUGAAAGAGACCAGAAUAUGUGAAGUGAGGCCAUGUGGGCAGCCUAGCUAUGACUCUUUAAAGAAGGGAAAGAAAUGUACCAAGACCAAAAAGUCCCAAGCUCCGGUCAAGUUCACUUAUGCAGGAUGCUCCAGUGUGAAGAAGUAUCGCCCCAAGUACUGUGGCUCGUGUGUGGACAGCAGAUGUUGCACUCCUCAGCAGACCAGGACUGUCAAGAUCCGAUUCCGUUGUGAUGAUGGGGAGACCUUCACUAAGAAUGUCAUGAUGAUCCAGUCAUGCAGAUGCAACUACAACUGCCCUCAUAUAAAUGAGGCCUACCCUAACUACCGGCUCUUUAAUGACAUCCACAAAUUUAGGGACUAAAUUGUGAUGUGUGCAGGCUUGAGCAGGAGUCUUGGUUUUGAAAAGUCUUUUCUGAAGUAACAGUGAAGAAAUAAACUUAUGGAAGUGGUGCCUUUGCCCAUUGGAGGGCAACACUGAGACACAAGAAUGCACUGUGCAACUGGAUACUAAUGCAACAGUUUGAGCAUAUUUAAAGCUUCAUAAUACUGGAGCAAUUGUAUUGCUUCAUUUUGGAGCACUUUCAUGAUUACUGAUUUCUGUUUGUUAAAUGGUCUGUUUAUGUUUGUCUGUUUGUUCUGGUUGUAAAAACCUUCAGUUCCCUACUGUUCAAUAUAAUACUUCACUUUUGUUGUUGUUGCAAAACAGCUUCGUGUUGGAGGUUACAUUCCUUCCUAAGGUGGGAACUUUUGGAGUUCUCAUCUAUGGCAGCUAUAGGUACCAGCUCUAUAUUUCAUACCCACAAACAGAAAUUGGUUGUUUUUAAAGCUGAAUAUUUUAUUUAUCAAAAUGUAGCUUUUUUUUGUUUUGGAGGAAAAAUGCCUAAUACUGGAAUAAGUUGUAAAUGAUUUAAUUUUAUAUUCAAUGAAUUAAGAGAAGUUUAUUUAUGGAAUUAAUCAUUUAAUAAAGAAAUAUUUACCUAA
This is a messenger RNA of Sceloporus undulatus (fence lizard), 2059 nucleotides long. It is a transcript of the gene CCN1, whose product is annotated as cellular communication network factor 1. Gene Ontology annotation, cellular component: extracellular region. Gene Ontology annotation, biological process: signal transduction. Gene Ontology annotation, molecular function: protein binding. The transcript is spliced from 6 exons. The coding region runs from base 309 to 1439 and encodes 376 amino acids. NCBI's taxonomy places the organism in Eukaryota, Metazoa, Chordata, Lepidosauria, Squamata, Phrynosomatidae. The record is from RefSeq and is a predicted model, not a curated record.